Molecule: messenger RNA, 2668 nt
Organism: Ricinus communis (castor bean)
Lineage: Eukaryota; Viridiplantae; Streptophyta; Magnoliopsida; Malpighiales; Euphorbiaceae
Exons: 8
Coding region: 496-2319 (607 amino acids)
Source: RefSeq, a predicted model, not a curated record
GAGCCUAUAGCCUGUAGGCUAUUAUAAGAAGGAGCAGGUGGCAAAUGCCGGAAAUUUAGGCCCAAACCAAACUAAAACCAAAAUCCCUCCAACCUCGUUUUUGAAUUUGAACAGCAAAACAGACACUCCCCCGUUUGUUUACCUUCAUUUUAACCAUAAAACAAUUUACUAAUGCCCUUAUUAUGUAAAGCGCGCUCUCUUUUUUAUCUCUCUCUCCAAUUCGAAAAAUCAUUAACAAUUUCAAACACAUAUCUCCCUUUUUGCAACCCUAACCCACCAUUCUCUAAUCAAUCUGAAGUUUACUUAGGACCCAUUUGAAAAAGACACAAUCUUGAUUAAUAAAUUUUAAUCUUUUUUUUUGUUUCAUUAUUUCAUUCAAUGGUUAGUCCUAAAAGUCUUAACUUUGGACUGGGUUUCAUGAAUUACUGAAUUAGAGACAAAAAGGGUUGAUCUGGGCCUGAAAAACGCUUUGCCUUUAACUGGGUUUUCAGGAUAAUGAAGAAUCAAGGCGAUUUAGGGUUGCCCGGAUCUGAUUCUAAGGUGAUUGGAGAGAAGCGGAUCAGUUGUGAAUUGGGAGAGAAACAAGAAAGUGCUCUUAAGCGGAUCAAAAUGAGAGAUCUUAAUUUUGUGUUGAGGUCUCAAGAAACCAGCGCCCAUCAUUUGAAGAUUAGAGAAGCUGGUUCCCAAAAUCAGUUGAGUGCAGAGAUAUCACAAGUUACCAAUGUGCCUGUGACCUUGGACCUGUCUGCUUCUCAAGUAGAAAUAAGCGGAAAAACUGCGGUACCAGUUGAGGUCAAUCCUGGCCAUAGGUCAUUGGAUCUCAAUAGUGAAGCUUGCAUCGCUAAUGUUUCACCUAGCGAUGGUAGUCCAAAACGCAAUGAGAAUUAUAACAAAGUUCUCUUGCUCAAGAAGCAUGAUAGAGAACAUGAUGAGAGAUGUGUAAGCUCUGGAGGGAUUGGCUUGGAUCUAAAUGAAGACGAUGUUAGUAGUUCUAUGAACCAAGACUCUUCCAAAAAUCAAGAUCAAUUGAAGUUAAGAAGGGACCUUUCUGAGUGUGGUAGUACAACAGGUCCAGUGGAGGGGAAAGAUCCAUUGAAAGUUUGGACGGAGAUGAAACAAAAUGGGUUUCUCUCAUCUUCUCAUGGGGGCAUUUCAUUUCAAAGUGGUCUAGUCUCAUCUUCACAUGGAGGUAUACCAAUGCCAAAACAACGUGGGCGGAAAAACAAGAAUGAUGUUCUCAAGAAAAGGAUGGAGCUUGCAAAGAAAGAACAAGUCGAUAGAUUCACAAAAAUUGCUGCACCAAGCGGACUGUUAAAUGGAUUGAAUCCUGGGAUUAUCAAUCACGUGAGGAACAAAAAACAAGUUCACUCCAUAAUAGAGGCCUUAGUGAGGUCUGAAAAAGUCGAAAAUGGUCAUGUUGAAACUAAACAAGAAACCUGUGUAAAAACUGCAACAAAAGAAAUCAGUAAUAUGAUUGAUUCAGGAAUUCAUCGAUUAAAUUUUUCUCAAGGAAUUGGGGGUUCAUCUAUUUUAUCUGGGAGCAAGCAAAUAGGAGGGUACCAUAUAUUAGGUGGAGAGGGUGACUUCAGCAUGAUAGACAAGGUAUCUGGUAAAAAUUCUGCCUCACACUCCACCCAUGUCUUGGAUGGUGAUACUAUAGCACUGAAGUUAUCAACAUCGACCAAGGCAUCUGAGGAAUCUAGUACUUUUUCUAAUGAGGAGUCAACAAAUGGCACUAGCAUCUCUUCUCUUUCUGUAAGAGCUGCUAGUGUUGCUUCUCAAUGGCUAGAGCUUCUUCAUCAAGAUAUUAAAGGACGCCUCUCAGCACUGCGGCGUAGUAAGAAGAGAGUUGGAGCCGUAAUUAAAACAGAAUUGCCCUUUCUAAUAUCUAAAGAAUUCCCAUCCAAUCAAGAGAAUGAUCCUUACAUCAUGAAACAUUCAUCCGAUGGACUUUCCAACAAUACCAUAUCUGCCAUGCAUCAAGCAAGAUGGACCACACUAUUUCAUCAGAUGGAUAAGGCGCUUUCUGAAGAAGAGAAACAACUUGAAAGUUGGUUGAACCAAGUAAAAGAAAUGCAACUGCAUUGUGAUCAGGGGCUACAAAAUUUCCUAUGGAACCCAAUGUUUGGUUUCCAACAGCAGGAAACAUCAGAAAAUUACACCAGCUUCAGUGGCAAUGUUCUGCCUUUUUUUUCCACCUUUAAUAGAAUCGGGAAAGCAGACAGCACUGAAAGGGAGUUAGCAGUUAGAGCUGCUGCGGCUUCCAUCUAUUCAACCUGCAGUCUUUUGAUGUCAAAGGAGAAUGUAUCUUGCUUUUGAUCUAUUGCUUUUAAUAUUGGUGUCAAAAUCAGCCAACAAUGUUGCUGUGUCUCUUAUUUCUACUGUGGUGGAUUGCCUAAUUCUAAAUCUUGAAAAGUCCUUGUGCAUUUCAGCAAACUACUGAUCAGGUCUUUAAUUUUAAAAGGCUAUGCAGCUUUGCAUUUGUAACAUUAGAAGCGAGGCUGUUUUAGCUUUUUCUGUUGUUUAAAUUAUUGUCAGCUUUACCAAAAAAAUGGUAGAAUCUAAUUGCUAGAAAUGUAGUUUGCAUAAUUUGAGGAGUGAGUAGUGGCAGAAUGUAAUUUUAAAAACAUUUACUGAUGAUAAUGUUACAUUUUUCUUUCUUUUUUAA